Molecule: messenger RNA, 858 nt
Organism: Jatropha curcas
Lineage: Eukaryota; Viridiplantae; Streptophyta; Magnoliopsida; Malpighiales; Euphorbiaceae
Product: gibberellin-regulated protein 4
Source: RefSeq, a predicted model, not a curated record
AGUGACCCACAAAAAGGAUCACAGCUAACAAUCUCUAAUUGGACCAAACCAAUUUCUAAUCUCUAUAUAUACUCCUACAUUGCAAGGCCACUUCCAAUCAAUUCCCUCUUCUUUUUCCUUUCAUAUCAUCUUCUUCCUUUUUCUCUGUUCUUACUUUGAGAAGAGGGAUUUGGUUCUCUGAUAAAGGCCAUGGCUAAGUUUGUUGCUCUUCUUCUCUUGGCCUUCAUUGCCAUUUCAAUGCUCCAAACUCUGGUUAUGGCAUCUAAUGGCCAUGGAGGUCACCACUAUAACGAUCAAAAGCGUUAUGGACCAGGAAGUCUUAAGAGCUCCCAAUGUCCUUCACAAUGCUCGAGAAGAUGCAGCAAGACACAGUACCACAAGCCAUGCAUGUUCUUUUGUCAGAAGUGUUGCAGAAAAUGCUUGUGUGUGCCUCCAGGGUAUUAUGGGAACAAAGCUGUUUGCCCUUGCUACAACAACUGGAAGACCAAGGAAGGAGGACCAAAAUGCCCUUGAAUUGUUCACUUCAUCUCUAAUUUACCCUUCCUAAGUUAAUCUUCCUUUUUAAUUAUGGGAUUAUUAUUAGUAUUGCUAUGGUGUUUAAUUAUGAAUGCUAUUAGUAGCUCUACUAACUAUAUAUUUAUAUAUAAAUUCUUAAUGUGUUUUUGUUUUGAAGAUGGGUUUUGUUUUGUUCUUUGAAUUCAAGCCACUCCUUGAGGUUGUCUCUAGAAUGAGAGUGGAUAAAAUAUUAUUGUAUUAUCAAUUAAUUGAUUUUCUCUUAAUCCCACGUGUAUGGAUGAUGUAAGAUCUGAAUCUCUAUCAGAAAAUUAACUAUUAAUUGCAAGUGCUUCUUUUUCUUUU